AUGCGGAAUACCCUACCCAGAGCCAUCACUUUAGGGCUCUUGUCCACAUGUAUCCUCGUCGGCAACGGGAAUUUGAUUCGGCCAAGGGAGAGCAGCGCUGAUACUGCAUUGCAACCGUCCUAUCCUCCAGAUCUUGCUCCUCGUGCCGGAGGGGGUGGCCGUGGCAAUAGGAAUGGACAUCCGGACGGUGACAAUUCCCACCAAAGUCCCGACGGUGGCGGCGGUGCAGGGGAGCAAACUGGAGACGAAGGCGGAUUCAGCAACACCAACGAGGGUGAGACUGAAGGCGGCUUUACGAACACCUGCGACAAGAAGAGAAGCUGGCCCGGGACGUUGUUCUGGCGUCGUUCUGGUUGCGCGAACAAUCCGCCUACAGGGGAACCGGCCGGAGCACCGGAGCAAGGUACACCGGAGCCCGGCGAUUGGGACAACCUAGAAAUUCCAGAAAAGUUUCAAGCCCCGGGAAGAGAAAUUAUCAGAGCGUUAGACAAUGUCAGAACGCAGCCGCCUGCUCCCAAAGAUUUGCCGAGCCCGGCGACGAUUGAGUCAAGAUACAACAUUAUCCGUCAACCAGGAACGAAGGGUGGCAACGUCCCAAUUUUAAGAAUGGCGAACAACUUCGCAGACUCCAGCGAUUGGUACAGCAUCGACGUCUACAACAAGCUGGACGUCGUGGAUAGAUACUACAAUAUGAAGGUGGAAGAAGUGAAUCAGAAUCCUAACAUGCGAGCCGACAACAGAGAAUCUGCGGUCGACUUAUUCGAUGACCUGCGCCGUGAACUUAUAAGAACCCCUAUGUUGACCACAUACUCAAGCAUCAAUAAGAAGUCGAUAGUGUUGAACUGGAGUUACAACAAGAAAUAUGAUCUCUACCGUAACUACGAAAACGACCCAGAAGGGUACUGGGAAUUGGAGAGGAUGGGACUUGAACCUCAAAAUUCGGUCAAAUUCACGGACCAGGUCAUGUAUGGUUGGAAAAAGGCCAGUGAAGAGGCUGGGAAAGAUCCAAAGGACGUCGACUUGGAAAAUGUCGUCCGACAAGCCAUUGAUAACAAGGAAACGGAGCAAGUUAUUACAGCAGCUUUGCAAAGAUCUGGCAAGUCCCUCAGGGAUGAGAAUGAUCUCGCUGAAUUUCAGAAAGGCGAAGAAGGCUUCGAGGCAAUUAUGGGCACGGUACAUGGAAAACGUGUAGCUCAAAUGCUUCUAGAUUACCACGAGGAGAUCGGACCUAGGACUAUUUCCAAAGUUACAGUUAUUCAACCAGAUACAAACUUCGACAUGGUCAUUAGCAUUGAGAGACAAGUUUUCGCCAAUUAUGGACCAGUUUGA
Messenger RNA from Westerdykella ornata, 1329 nucleotides. RefSeq lists its product as uncharacterized. The transcript is spliced from 5 exons. The record is from RefSeq and is a predicted model, not a curated record. The coding region runs from base 1 to 1329 and encodes 442 amino acids. NCBI's taxonomy places the organism in Eukaryota, Fungi, Ascomycota, Dothideomycetes, Pleosporales, Sporormiaceae.